Caenorhabditis sp. 36 PRJEB53466 is the source of this 1386-nucleotide messenger RNA. The record is from the annotation of a GenBank genome assembly. NCBI's taxonomy places the organism in Eukaryota, Metazoa, Nematoda, Chromadorea, Rhabditida, Rhabditidae.
AUGGUCGAAGCGGCGGUUCUUCAGUACAUUCUUGCGUUCGCAAUGUUCCUGGUGACUGCAGUCAUUGGCAUCGUUCCGUUAUUUGUGAGUGCACAAUGAGCUUAGGGCAACCAAGUUGUUCUGAAUUUCAGAUUGUUCGAGUAAUGAAAAAGAGUCAAAAUGAGGACGAACAGGGAUAUCUUUCUUACCUGACCUGCUUUGCGGGGGGUGUAUUCCUCGCCACCUGCUUUUUGGAUAUCAUUCCUCAUAUCAAGUAAGUAGUUUGUAAAGUUUAUUUGCAAGUUUCACGCGUAGAGCACUUUAAGGCAUUACUCAUCCAUUUGUGCCUUAACCAGCCUAAUUUUCGACGUUUCUAUUGUUAUCAGUUAGAUUUCGACGUGAACACUUUUUCAUUUGACUAAGAUUCCAUGCAAACCUUUUCAGUGAGGGAUACGAAGAGCUUAUGGAGACGUACUCCCUCAAUUGGCACUUUGCCUAUCCCCAAUUCGUCACUUGUUGCGGCUUCUUCUUCAUCUAUUUCAUCGAAGAAUUCACCACUUUUGUGAGUCGGCCCCUCGGUUUUCCCCUCCGAAUUCAUCCAAUUUCAGGUGUUCGGAAAUAGUCAACAACCGCAUGGCCAUUCGCAUUCGGCCAGAAACAAAGUGUCACAUUCGGGAGGAAACGAUUACACCGGAGGACUGAGUCCCGGAAUUUCAAAGGAGAGAAAAGGAAGUGUGAACAUUACGAAGUGGGUUAGAGGUGACCCGUUCUGAUGGAAUGAGCCAGUUUCAGUUUGCGAAUGGAAGAAGCGUCCACCUGGGUGGUCUCCGACGAAAAGUCCAACAUUCUCAAAUCGCUCACAUUUGCAGUUGCCAUGUCGUUUCACUCGCUUCUCGAGGGAUUCGCACUCGGAGUUCAGGACUCCACCCAACGAAUUUAUGCUCUUUUCUUCUCUCUGCUCCUGCACAAAGGAGUCGAAGCGUUCUCUGUCGGGUUGCAGAUUUCGAUGGCGAACUCGAACAAAGUGAGGAUCCUCUGAUGUACCGUCCAUCUAAACUGUAGUGUUCUCAGAUCAAGACCGUCCUCGUCACCAUUCUCAUCUACAGUAUGAUGGCUCCUCUCGGCUCCAUCAUUGGCUCCGUUCUCCAGAAUUCCGAGACCAAUAUCUACAAGGACUGUGCGAUUCUUCUUUUGGAAUCCCUCGCCGCAGGAACAUUCAUCUAUGUGACUUUCAUCGAAAUAAUGGCAUCUGAAAAGAUCAACGACUUCAACCAUUUGAAGCAGCUUCUGUGGAUCAUAAUCGGAUUUGCAUUGGUCACUUUGAUGCAGUUGUUCUUCGGCCACGAUCACGGAGCAGAAGGACAUGCUCACGGAGGAAAUGGAACUCAUCAUCACCAUGGACAUUGA